UGCUACUUCGUUUCGGGUAGUAAGGCAGCUCCUCGAUCGGUGACUAUACGUGAUGCCUCAGCACCGAUGUUUUUGCACUAUUCAAUACAGUUCAUUGCUAGCCACCGAUGCGCGAACCACCGCAACUGUUGCACCGGAUUUUUCAACGUUGUUAUUACAUAUGGUAUAUAAAGACAAUCGAUAAACGGGGGUGUUUUGUGCUUGCAAGUGUUUCGUGCGACUUGUUCGUUAGAGGCUUUUGUUUGUCUUCAAAAGUACAGUAAUUUUGAACGAAGAGAAGAACACGAUUACUGCAGGUUGUUACACGAUUCUAAUAGGGUUAUUAUUUGGGACUGGUACAAACGUCGUCGAACGUUGCUCACGUGCAGUUUCUAAGCUCGCUAUUUCGAGUGUGAGUGAGGCGCCAGCCCGAAUGCAACUCGUUGCUACCCAAAGUUCACGAUGAUGGCCAACAAUCAAGAAAAAUACGGAAAGAAAAUUCCGUACGAUCCAUUAUGGAAGGGACCGGUAGAUGUGGUACGGUUUCCAACUGAUCGCAUCUGGUUGGUAACAUUUUUGCUUUACACAUCAGUUUACAUAGCCAAUGCUAUUUACGGUCUAUCACGUGGUAAUCUAAACAAACUCGACAUACCUUACGAUUAUGCUGAUCGCGCUUGCGGUUUGGAUCCCGAAGUUCAAGAUAAACCUUACCUUCUAAUUCUCGAUUUAAAAAAUUGCUCUGGUCUGGAACAUGAAUGUUUGGCGCCGUCCACCUGUGUCUCUCAAUGUCCCACAGAAAAUUUCAUCUACAAACGAGAAACAAACACGGACAGUUUAGAUAAAGUCAAGGAAAAAUUACACUGCACCGCUGAUAUUAAUGUUACAACAAUAGCGUCUUUCGAUCAAUUAGAUCUUUUGAUUUCGCACAAAAAAUGUGCCAAGUGGUAUUUAAAAAGUGAGCCUUGGAGAAACAAGUGUUUAGCACAGAAUGCCUGGGAGGGACACGAGAACGAAACAAUAUCGAGUGACGAGUUGUUCGAAGUCAGAGUAGCUAUCAAGGAGAUGGAGCACAUUGUACAAAAAUUCUAUAGUUACUCUACUAAAGCCAUGACCCCUACACUCAUCGCAAUAAUUUGUGGCGGAGUCCUCGCUCUAUUAUAUGUCAUUCAAUUGCGAUGGUUCGCCGUUCCCUCUUUCUAUGCAUCGGUUGCUGUGUUUUUGCUUAUUGCUUUCUUUGGAAUUUACAAAUUAAUCGAAGAUUACGUGCGCCAUAAAAAAUCCGACACAUUGAUUUCCCUCAUAUGUGUAUCGAUAAUAGUUCUGUUGGUGAUAGCUCUGAUAAUAACCAUGCGCAAAAACAUUUACUUAGGUUGUCAACUGAUAAAAGAAUCCAGCAAAGCUAUGAUGCAGCUACCGAUGACAUUGAUAUUCCCGAUUCUACCGUACUUACUUUACGUACUCGUAAUUGCGCUGACAACUACUGCGCUUCUGAGCUUCAGCACGAUAACCGUUCCGAAGUAUAUAAUUGAUAGAAUCGGCGAUGGCACCGCUGACGGAUGCCAAUGCCUGGGGAAUUAUACGGAUUUGCUGGACGGUGCGCCCUGCGAUCCCAUCGUUUUUAGCAACGAGUGCAGCGCAAAUGGACAGCCAUGCCAAUUUUUGCAGUGUCGUCAAGACAGAAUAGAGAAUCCGCAGUAUAUAUCAUUUCUCCACACUAUCAAUGUAGUUGGCUUCAUCUGGCUUAUGUUUUUCAUAUCUGGUUUUGAAUAUAUAGUUCUUGGGGGAGCUUUCGCGUCCUGGUAUUGGACUUACAACAAGAACAAUGUGCGCAAAUAUUGCGUACUCGAGAGUCUUUUCCGAGCAACGAGAUUUCAUCUCGGAACUGUGUCAAUUGGCUCGCUUAUUUUAACAGUAUCUCAAAUAGUUAAACUCAUCUUCCGAGCUCUACAAGAUCGACUCAGAAGUACUGGAGCUGGAGCUUGUGCAGGAAGCUUGUGCUUUUGCUUCAGAUACGCAUACGAGAUGCUCGAUUCACUACUUAAUUUUUUGAACUACAAUGCCUACAUUAUGUGUGCAAUUCACGGAAAAGGUUUUUGUCAAUCUGCCAAGAGUGCAUUUAAUUUGAUCAUGAGAAAUCUCAUGAAAAUCGUUGCAGUUGACACGAUCACCGAUUGGAUGUUCAUAAUGGCUAAACUAUUCGUCGCCAGCAUAGCGGUAUUUGGAGUAACUCUGUAUUACUCUUUGACCCUCGACGAGGAAACGACUGAUCCAGAAUUCGUUGGAAUAGCCCUGCUGGGAACAGCUAUUGGAGUUUUUAUAAUCGCAUCGGUAUUCUUUUCCGUGCAAUCUGUAGCUGUCAAGACUAUUUUCCUGUGCUUCAUCGAAGAUUCAGAGAGGAAUGAUGGUACCGAAGAAAAACCCUACUUUAUGAGUAACAAAUUAAUGAAAUUAAUUUAUAAGUAGAUCUAGAAUUAAGAUCUUAAUACAUUGGAAUUCACUGAAAUUUUUAAUGAAGCCAUUUUAAACUUAUAUAUUAUUAUGUGUUAUUUUUUUUAAAUGUACUCACAAUUAAUUGAUAGUUGUUCAUCAUAUUAAAAAUAAGACUGCAGUGAAAGUAUUGAGAAAUAUUUAAUAGCUUUAAAACUUAAUUGUUUCAUAAUU
Messenger RNA from Trichogramma pretiosum, 2640 nucleotides. Its product is annotated as CTL-like protein 2. The record is from RefSeq and is a predicted model, not a curated record. Gene Ontology annotation, cellular component: membrane. The coding region runs from base 442 to 2442 and encodes 666 amino acids. Gene Ontology annotation, biological process: transmembrane transport. Gene Ontology annotation, molecular function: transmembrane transporter activity. The transcript is spliced from 7 exons. Lineage: Eukaryota; Metazoa; Arthropoda; Insecta; Hymenoptera; Trichogrammatidae.